GGGCAACAUGGCGCUUGGCAGAAUCGGCGGUUUCGUCCGAAUACUGCUUAAUGAUGUUCCCUCAAAAGGAUUAUAUCGUGGCCUCAUACAAUCGGACUGUAUGGCAUGCAGAGUAGGAGGUAUAUGAAUAACUUAUUUUAUGUAUAUAAUGUCAUGGUGCAGUACCUGUGCCGCUAGCGCUAGCUUGUCGACCACCACGGAAUCUGUCUCAAUGCCAAUGUCACUUGUGUGACAGCGGCUGAGCUGUCUCUCCUGUCCUUUUAUCAUAUUUAUCUAUCUUGGAACUACUUCAACUUUCCAGACGAAUGUGUAAUGCAUGCAGUCAAUUUCCACAAGUGUUGAACUUGUUCAGAUACAUGGGCAAUUACAGUACCGUGCCCGGUCAUGUCCAGAUGGGCUACAGCUUUUGUCAAAUUGACGUCAAAAGUAUUUUUUAUUUUUUUGCAUUUGAGCUAAUAAUAAUAUGCCAUUUAGCAGACGCUUUUAUCCUAACCCUUUCUUAACCUUAACCUAAUUCCUAUUCAUGUAUAUGUUGACUACUCCUGUUGCUUCAUUCAUUUCAGCAAAAAGGCAUCUGCUGUCAGAGGAUGUUGUCAAGCUACAAGAAUUUCAGCAGCGGAAACUGGCAGUGGCUCAUCAAGUGUCCGGAUCAAAAAGUAGGUUACUGUACUGAUUCUGAUAUGACCUUACUGUUUGGAUGUAAUACUACCGUGCUGCAACUACUAGUUUUGAAGUUGACAGACCAUGUUAUAUUCUCCAGGUCAUUAUUUUGAGGUAUUUAAUCAGAAGCUGAAGAAGAAACAGCUAAUAUUGAAGGAUGAGUUAAAGCUGCUUCUACACCUUUGCCAAUCUGCAGAGGACAUGGUCACAGCCAGAGGUGCCAUCUACAGGUAUGGGUCACACAGUGAGAUACUAGUUUCUUGCUAAUGCAUUGUGGCCACUGACCAGAUGAUUGAGUAUUUCAUACUUCACAUAUUCAGUGGUGUCAAACUCUAUCCUAAGUAUCCUCACAAUUAGCUGUCAAAACAGACCUGAAGAUGAAGUCUCCUCAUCAACUGUGUUACGGACAGAUAAAGCAUAAGUUUGAAAUAGUUUAAUGCAAUCUUGUAGUUUGACUAAUGUUGGUAGUCUAACUUCGUCAUGGUUCUGUGUUUGUGUAUGUUUGUGUGUUCUGCAUGUUCCGCUGUCCAGGUACCAUGAGGAGAACAGUAAUGUAGCAUUUGGAGAGUUUAAGUUUGGUCCUCUCUUCAUGAGGCUGUGCUAUGAACUGGGGCUGGAGGAUAUGGCUGCUGCCACACUGACAGACAAGGUAACAAUCUAUUAAUAUGCAGUACUUAGACUACAUUAAUAAUUUGUCAGGGAAUAAUCAACAUCUCUGAAUGAACGAAGAUUAACAAGUGCUAUAGAGAUCAUAUCAUGUAAUUAUAUUAGUGCAGUCCCAUAGACUAGGGUAUUGAUUGAAGUUUACACAUACUGUAGCUGGUCAAGUUGUAAAUAAACAAAUCUCCUUUCUCUAACAGGAUUUGAGAGGAUUCUUCUCUGACUCGACCUCCUUCAAUAUUGCCAUAGACAUGUUGUUUAUGAAAGGAUUAUAUGAGAGUAAGUGACAUCCUUUUAAUAUUAGAAGGCAGCACACAUUCAACAAGAAAAUGAAUAUUUAUAGAUGACUGAUCUCUGUCGUCACUAAACCAUGUCCAUACUACUAGGUGCUCUGGAUGUACUGCGAGACAUGAAGAACCAAGGUGUGCCAUUCACCAAAGACACAUUCACAUUAGCAACUGGGACCUGCUAUAAACUGGUGAGGAUUUGUCCACCUUGCAGACAUUGUAUUGGUCCACCCUAUAGACCUUUUCAACUGUCAGAACAAUAACACGUUCUAUAUGCAUGCUCAUCCAAGAGUAGGCUGGACAACAGAAUGAGUCAAAAUUCACCCAAGGCUGAAAAACAGCAAAAGAGCAUUGGCUGAGCUGGAACACUAGCGCGAGGCCAUAGCAAAUGAAUUGAAACAAACCUUUGCAGAGCCUCUUCUGACUGGAGUGAUGCUUAGAAUUCCAUUUAGCCUAAAUGGCACUAAAAAAUGUAUACAUUUUUAUUUUACCACUGCAAUCUGUUCUUAGGACGAAAAAAAAAAAAACUUGUGUAGAAAGUAAACAUCCGCACCUCGAUGGUGUCAACUGUGCUUAUGUCUGCGUAAUGAAAACUUGUGACUAUUUCUCUGGUCUAGUGAUCGAUGACAACAGAGCUCUCUGCCCAGACUUUGGCGAAAUAGACCGGCAUGCCUUUCCAUAGGAAAACAAUGGGCGGAGCUCAGUGUUCCAAGGGCAAAAAGUAUUUUGGAGCUAGCAUUUGAUGACAACCGAGCACUUUGACUUGAUGACAGCUUUGCACACUCUUGGCAUUCUCUCAACCAGCUUCACCUAGAUUGCUUUUCCAACAGUCUUGAAGGAGUUCACACACAUGCUGAGCACUUGUUGGCUGCUUUUCCUUCACUCUGCCGUCCGACUCAUCCCAAACCAUCUCAAUUGGGUUGAGGUCAGAGGAUUGUGGAGGCCAGGUCAUCUGAUGCAGCACUCCAUCACUCUCCUUCUUGGUCAAAUAGCCCUUACACAGCCUGGAGGUGUGUUGGGUCAUUGUCCUGUUGAAAAACAAAUGAUAGUCCCACUAAGCCCAAACCAGAUGGGAUGGCGAAUCGCUGCAGAAUGCUGUGGUAGCCAUGCUGGUUAAGUGUGCCUUGAAUUCUAAAUAAAUCACAGACAGUGUCACCAGCAAAGCACCCCCUCACCAUAACACCACCUCCUCCAUGCUUUACGGUGGGAAAUACACAUGAGGAGAUAAUCCGUUCACACACACCGCGUCUCACAAAGACACUGCGGUUUGAACCAAAAAUCACCAAUUUGGACUCCAGACCAAAGGACACAUUUCUACCGGUCUAAUGUCCAUUGCUCGUGUUUCUUGGCCCAAGCAGGUCUCUUCUUAUUAUUGGUGUCCUUUUAGUAGUGGUUUCUUUGCAGCAAUUCGACCGUGAAGGCCUGAUUCACACAGUCCCCUCUGAACAGUUCCCCUCUGAACAGUUGAUGUUGAGAUGUGUCUGUUACUUGAAGUCUGUGAAGCAUUUAUUUGGGCUGCGAUUUCUGAGGCUGGUAACUCUAAUGAACUUAUCCUCUGCUGCAGAGGUAACUCUGGGUCUUCCAUUCCUGUGGCAGUCCUCAUGAGAGCCAGUUUCAUCAUAGUGCUUGAUCAAUCAUAUUGCUGCUAUGGCCUAUAACUGAUGCUUUGUGGUCUUAUGCUGCCAUCUAUUGGAAAUAUUUAGCAAUUCAAAGUUAUUAAUUCACAUAAAGACAUUGGUGAGGCAGCUGAGAAAUGAAGUGUUUUUUUCUUAUUAAUUCCUAAGAUCAGUCUCAAACCUGCCCCUCCUAUCCCAGCCAAUUGCUGGACUUUCACAUAUAGGUUACUAGGUCACACCCAGUUCAAACCACAUUUGAAAAAUAAAAUGUGGCUUGUUUAUCAAGUGUUCUGCCUUGCAAUAACAAAUAACUAAUAACAACAAAAAAACUGCAAAAUGCUUACAUAGGUUUUUAUUUUAAAAAUAACAAUCAAAAUGGUAUUUAGUACUAUAAUGGUAUUUACUAACAUAAUAUUAUUACAAAAAUAGUUUAGAAAAGUGUUUUAGGCUACCCUACCCAAGAAUUACGGUUAGGGUUAAGGCUAAAAUAGGUUAUACCUAGGGUUAGGGCUAAAAUAGGUUAUACCUAGGGUUAGGGUUAGAAUUGUGGUGACCAUUAUGGCUAUAGGUGCAUUUUGUUACAAGUCAGGGUGAGGGUUAGGUUGACCAUUACAGCUAUAGGUCCGUUGUUUUACCAGGAAGGUUUAGGGUUACAAUUACAGUUGUAGGUGCAUUGUCUUACCAGUCAGGGUUAGGGUUAGAAUUACGGUGACCAUUAAAGCAAAGGUGCAUUGUGUUACCGGUUAGGGUUGGAAUUACGGUGACCAUUAAAACUAUAGAUGUAUUAUAUUGCCAGUUAGGGUUACGGUUAGGGUUGCCAUUACAGCUAUAUGUGCAUUGUAUUACCCGUUAGGGUUACGGUUACCAUUACAGCUGUAAGUGCAUUGUGUUACCAGUCAGGGUUACAGUUAGUGUUAGGGUUAGAGUUACUGUGACCAUUACAGCUAAAGGUGCAUUGUGUUACAAGUCAGGGUUAGGGUUAGAAUUGUGGUGACCAUUACAGCUAUAGGUCCGUUGUUUUACCAGUAAGGUUUAGGGUUACGGUUAGGGUUACCAUUACAGCUGUAGGUGAAUUGUGUUACCAGUCAGGGUUAGGGUUAAGUCUAAAAUAAGUUAUACGUAGGUUUAGGGUUUUUAAGGCAAAAAAACAGUAUGGGUUUAUAGCCCUCUUGCUCCUCCCUGUGGCCUUCUGUGGGUACUACAUAACUAAUUUGUGACACUUGCUAGGCUCAUCUGAGGGAGCAAAUGCGUCAGAUCUACAAAUCAAUGAGCUAGACCUGUCCAUUUUUGGUUUGCAACUGAGUGAACCUGCGCAGCAUUCGCUCAAUUCGAUGCCUACGAACAAACAGAUUUCAACGCAUAGCAAAUUACCCAGCAGCCAUUUAGAAACAACAAAUCGUCAAAAAAAAGAGGUUAAUUCUUAAUUAGAAAAUGUAUUCUGGCUGCCACCGUGCUCAAUAGAACUAAUAGGAGCUGGCAGGGUGAAAAAUGCCCUAAAAUAAGGCCUGUUUUUUUCACAAUUACUUCAGAACUACGGCAAGCAGCUGGGACAUAUGGAAAUAUUAUGAUACUUGGCUCCACGACGGAUGCAAUGAACUAGUUUUUAUCAGAAAAAAGCGUUGUUAAAAAUGUAAUGUGUCCAGCCUACCAAGAGGUUCCCCAGCAAACAUCCAGUGCUGCAUCGCGCCAUAAUUGCUAGCUAGCUAGCUAGCUAAUUAGUUGGCUAGCUAGCACAAAAUGACAAGUUCGUAUUUCUUGAUUCAACCAAAAAACAGAACAAACGCCUCAUAUACACAAAUUGACUUGUUGUUAACAGAGAGACACUAAACAAAUUCUCAGACAGCGUUUAUUUCCAGUUUAUUAUCCGUUUGCUUUGGUAGUGUUAGCUAGCUGUAUUUGGGUAACACAGCAAAUAACCACAAAGCUAGCGUGAUGUGAAGAUAGAGAAAGAUCAGUUUACCUUGUUAGCCAGCUAGAUAGAUGAAUUUCUCUCACGACAGCCAACAAUUUAACUAAAAAUGUAGCUAGCAUACGGGUCCAAAGUUUGAUGACCACAUUGUUUACAUCAAAAAUUAGCUAGCAGCAGUAAUUAACCACUAUAUCAACCCCUCACCAAUCUCUCUCCUAGCUCUUCGUCUGCUUCCUCCAAAACGCAACUAUAUUUUACCCAGGUGUGUUGCCCACUUAGUUUCAAUUAAGAAACAUACUGUAGUUUUAAUGAACCGCCUGCUUGUGCUAGGCAUGUAUUAUCGACCUCACGUUAUGAGACCUAGCUAGUGGUUUGUUUACAUGUAGUAAAACUAGACAAUAAUACAAAUACUUGCGCUGACACCUUGUGAUGAUAAUGUUGAACUGCAUAUAAUUACACCAGGAUGAUGUCAUCCUUAAGGUCUACCUUCAUUAAAAGGUUUUGAUGACGGCAUGUAGCUGUAGAAGUCAAAUCUGGUAUCCUUCAACAUGGUUAGCCUCAUUAAUUGUCUAAUGAAAAGGAAAAACCCACACAAUGCUCUUGCUAGUAUCAGCCUUUUCUUUUCUUUCAAGUUAUUAGCAAAUGAUUCCCACACACAUAAGUUAUCUCAGAUGUGUGAGUGCUUUUCCUAUUUCUAAUAGUAUCAUUUCAAAUGGAGAAAACAUCUCAGUAAAAUGUAAACAAUGUGAGGAUUUGCUAAUCCUGUUUCAGUAUAGAAAUGACAAGCCACAUCUACAAGUGCAUUGGACACGCCCACGAGGCCAAUACUAAUCCCAUCAUAUGUCUGCAUUGGGCAUGCAUGCCAUAAAUAAUCUCACAUCCACUGUAAGCAAUGGAACCAAAAGGGUAGAGUACGGAUAGUGGAGGCAAGAGAAAAAUACCCUAGAGAGUGACCACAGUGAAGGGUCACUUUUACAUGGGCUGCAAAGUAGCCAUGUAAUGUAUGAGUUCCAUCCCUGUAUGGCUGACCGGACCGGGACGCCAAACCCUAAUCAAAUGACACUUUAAGCAAGCAUGCCAACCACUGGAGGAGGGCAGUGUGUGUAGCAGAAUGAAGCAAAUCGUCGCAAAAUUGCAGGAGGAGAUCCUCUCGCAUCUGAGAUGCUUACAUUAUUCAAAUAUAGAUACAUUCAUGAUAGACAGAAGGACACACUACUUCAAAUCUCAGGGGGAUGACAUCACAUCACAGUGGCUACUAGAACUCACCUGCAGAACACCUCUGCUACAGUCACACCCCCUUUCACCUCCUAUGCUGCCAACAGUAUAACUCAACCGCUGACUGCGUGAUCUGAGUCAAUGUAGCAGAAUUAAAUACCCACAAAAUGAAUUAUGUGGGUGCUAGUUUACACAGUUUGCUCUGCUGGCUGUUGAGGUUAAUGCGGAGAAGUAGGUGGUCAGUGAGUGUAGCAGCUGAGGGGUGAGUGUGUAGCACAUGUGAACUAGUUGACAGGUGAGUGUUAGGCUCUUUCUCAAUUCAUCCUUCCUCGAUUCCUCUCAUCGCAUCCUUCUCAAAACCCAUUGGAGAGUUGUGAUACAAUACAGGAUGCGUGUGGUCUAAUCAGGGAAAGACAAAGCCCUAGUAGCCAUCGUGUGGUGAUGUCACCUGCCCUGAGACCUAAAGUACUGUUAUUCUAGCCCAACCAAGAUCAUGGUUUUGGUAGGAUAAUGGACACUGCUUUGUGCGUAUGAAGUGCUGUUGUGGAAGGAGAUUGCAUCCUAGGUCAGCCAUGCAGGGAUUGUUACACCCACACCAAUGAUCAAGGAUAUUGGCUUCAGGUGCAAAUCUGUGCAAUAUCAUCAGACAAAAUGAGAGUGAGUGACAACCAAAUAAAACAGACAACGGGAAUGUUCAAUGACCAGAAAUACACUAUUCUUAAUAGAAAUUAGACCAGGACUUGCAUCAUUAUUCUCAAGUGAUAUAACAUUUUAUAUUUUGUUGCAAUUGUGUUUUUGUGUUAUCAUAGUUCUCUCUUUGGGACUGGAAAUCUGUUCAUUAGUGAAUUUGGUCAACAGAAUAAUGAAUGGCUUAUUUGCUACGUGAGGUUUAUUUGAUCAAAUAGAAGUUUCGUAAUGCUUAAGUUGGUAGGAGUGUACUGAUAUAAGUAGGACACGUGACAUCCCGGCAACUUUGAGAAAAAAUACUUAUUUUGUCUCGAUAUGGCUAUGCAUAUUCAUGGCAUGAGGCUAGUAGCAUCUCCCUCAAUUGAAUAAAGGCAGUCGACGUCAACAACCUUCAUUGAAUAUUCCAAAAAGGAUUACAAUAAUGAGAUGUAUCCACCAAUCCGAAGAAAGGAUAGUCGGGAGCUAGACAGCCCACCGUGCCUCUUUGUGGACAACGACUCCCAUUGUUAGGGCGGAGAGACAUUUAUCUUGUCAGUAUAUCCAUAAUCUUUGUCUAUAGACAGGUGAUGUAAUGCCCUGUUUCCGGUUUACCAGAACACCCCAGAGUCCUAUAGAAUCUGUGCUGCCCUGAUGGAGGAGGGACAGACCAAAGGACACAUGAUGCCCAGGCACGCCUACUGCUUCACUGUGGCGCUAGCACUUAGACAGGUUGGUCAUCCAUCCAUCCUCUCUCGCUUGCUCUCGCUCUCUCUCUCUCAUAUACAAAUUUACAUUUUACAUUUUAGUCAUUUAGCAGACACUCUUAUCCAGAGCGAUUUACAGUUAGUGAGUGCAUAAAUUUUUCAUACUGGCCCCCCGUGGGAAUCGAACCCACAACCCUGGCGUUGCAAGCGCCAUGCUCUACCAACUGAGCUACAGGAGGCUACAAAUGUGAUUCAAUAUAUUUUAUUUUCCUUCCAGAAUGAUGUUGAAAAAGCACAAUCCAUGUUUGGUCAGAUUAUGAGCACUGACAGCAGAAUAUGCCAAAAUCUCAAAGUGAGUUCUAAUAUUCAGUCUUCACUAUAACUUUGUAAUGUGUCUAGCUCCCACCCUGGGAGCAUCCUAUUUGAUGUAGUUUUUGUGGUGGUGUUCCAGGUUCUGAUACUGGCUAUGGCAGGAGCUGUGAAAGAAUCCCUCUUUGUCCUGACCCUAGCCUUGGGCUCUAGCAGCUCUGUCUUUAUCAAGAAGCCUGAAUUUGCACAGGAAGUGGUAAGAAAAGAACCCUACAAAUGGAUGUUUGUAAUGUCUGGUGCAUAACCUAUACGUAAUUAUCUCUGAGUCAUCCAGUCACAAAUAUCAUUCAUCAGUACGUGUGUGUGUGUGACCUCUUUCUCAGGUGGACCUGGUGUGUUUGCGGAGCGAGGACAGUCCUUUGAUGGCGAGUGUGGAGGAGGCAGUGUCCCGCCUCCAACAUGCGGGUCAGGUGACCCAACGGAGCCUGGACGAGAUGUUGUGUCACACUCCCACAGGGAAGAGGAGGAUGCCCAAAGGAAUGAUGGAGGAGAGACUGAUCAGCCGGAGGACUCUGAGGCCCCUGCAGUCCACUCUGCUCUCAGAGUGAGAAGGAGGACUAGGUGUAUCUCUCAGCAUGUUUGAGGGGAUCAGUUUGAGCAAGGCGAGGUGCCGAAUCGGCAAUCUUGACCCUAUAAUGAGUAGUUAUUUGGGAUGCAAGGUGAUUUUUAGAUCAGUGAUUCUGUGCAGUCCGACUGCAAUGUAGUCAUCUUAAAAACGCAUGCUGGGUUUCAUCCUAAACUCAGCUUUAACUUAAACUUUAGCUGUCCCAGUCAUGGCCGUCUCACACCACCCAAAAAGGACUGAACAGAGAUGGUCUCUGAGCUGUGCUCUCUCUCUUUCUCAACCCAGACCUGGACCUUAGUUUGACUGUACUGUGAAAUUGACCUUUCCUCUCAACCAGAGACCCCUCUGUAUCCCUCCUUCUUGGUAUUUUUGGUAUAUCCUAAAUUAUGCUGUAGGAUGGAACAGAUAUGCUUGUAAAUUCAAUGGCUGGAGAGAUCCUUCAGAGCCUUUCAGAAAGAACAAACUCAUGACUGCUGACUGUGGAAAGGCUCCCUUGAAUUCAAGGGAUGCUCACCUCACAUCAAUGCAACACUAUAACAUCAGCCAUUGACAGCAAUGUGUGGAAAUAAGAAUGUAAGGGUAUGGUGAGACAAAUGUAUACACACCUCUAAUUAUGUAUGAUCAAAGUGUAUUAAAUAUUUAAUUAUAUAAAAACAGUUGGUAUUUUUCUUAGUUUUGAUAGCAG
Molecule: messenger RNA, 9336 nt
Organism: Coregonus sp. 'balchen'
Lineage: Eukaryota; Metazoa; Chordata; Actinopteri; Salmoniformes; Salmonidae
Source: the annotation of a GenBank genome assembly